AUGGCGACAAAUUCUAAAACAGAUGAAAAUCUAUUAUCAUCAACAACAAUGAUUGAUAAUCAUUUACGUUCAAUAGUUUAUAAUCCAUCAUUAAAUUCAUUAAUUUAUCUUAAUGAUAAACAAGAAAUAAUUGUACGUAGUGCUGAUCAAUUAUCAACAUUGUUUCAUCGUACAUUACCAUUAAAUAAUAUCAAUGAAUAUUAUGAAAUAAUAUCCUGUCAUGAUAAAUUUGUUUUAUUAACAUCAACACAUAUUUAUGUAAGACAAUUAUAUCAAGGUCUUUAUUUUCUUGACUCAAUUAUUGGAUCAAUAAAUGAUGAAAAUUGUCAUGUUUUUAUUGAGUUAACAUAUGGUGAUGCACAAUUAUUAUUACAAUUAUUAUCAACAUUAGAUUUAUCAACAUCAAAUCAUAUUGGAGAAUUUAAUGAUUUAUUAAAAAAAAAAUUUGAUGAACAUACAUCAUCAUCAUUAUGGAAUUUAAUACAAUUUUCAUAUGAUUGUCUUAAUGCAAUUAAAAUUUGUUUUGAUAUAUUACGUUUACAUAAACAUCAAAUACAACAACAUCAAAAUACAUAUUCAUCAUUACCUGGUAUUGUUGUUAUUGGUCUUUUACUUGACUAUUUAACAAGAUAUUAUCAUCAUAAAAAAUCAUUAACAACAAAUACAGAUGAACAAAUUGGUUCAACAUUAGAAACAUCAUCAUCACCAUCAUCAUCAUCAUCAACAACAACGACAACAACAUCAACAUCAACAAGCAGUUUUUUUAAUGCUGGUGGACGAACUACACGUGAACGUUUAAUGUUUAGUGAAGCAACACGAUAUAGAACAUUUACACUUUGGCCACAUGCAGCUUAUCGAUGGCUUUCACCAGAAAGUAUGGCUAAAGCUGGUUUCUAUUAUUCUCCAUUAAAAGAUAACGAUGAUCGUGCAUUAUGUUUUGCUUGUACUGUAACACUUGUUUGUUGGGAACCAUCUGAUUCUCCAUGGACAGAACAUGGACGUCAUUCUCCAAAUUGUCCAUUUAUAAAAGGUGAUUUUACUGAAAAUGUUCCAUUACGUACAACAUGUUCAAUUCAACCAGGAAAAAAAAUAUUUUCAAAUCAACAACAACAAAAAUGGUUAAUAAAAUCUAAUGAAUUAAUAUUUAAUGAACAUAUAUUAUUAUUUUUAAAUUCUGAUUGGAUAAUACGUUCAGUUGAUACAACAAAUGUUAUACAUAUAAAAACAAUAAUAUCAUUAAAAAAUCUUAUUGAACAAUUAACAACAGAAAAUAUUUUAGAAGAAAAUAUUUUAUCCGAUAAUAAUGAAACAAUAUUUAUAAAACAUUUUGAUCGUUUAACAUCAAAACGUUAUUUUAAUUUCAAAUUUAAUCCACUUGCAUUAACAAUGUAUCCAUUAACAAUAACAAAUGAUAAUGAAAAUUAUAUAAUUUUUUGUUUUUUACAAUUAAAUGAAACAAAUAAAUGUAUAUUAAUAGCAACAACAACAAUAAAUCAAUAUGAAAAUUUAAAUCCAUCAUGUAUAUCGACAAUAAAAAAUAGUUCACAAAAUGAUGAAUCAAUUGAAACAACAAUAAUAAAUGAACAAAUUAAAAUAAAUAAUAAAUAUGAUUAUUUAAUUGAAUUUUCAAAUUUUAAAUAUAUACCUAAACAAGCUUAUAUAUAUCAAUUAACUAAAACAAAAAUGAUUUUAUUAAUAAAUACAACUGAUUGUAUACAUGGUUAUUGUAUUGAAUAUGAUCAAAUAACAUUAACAUUAAAAAUAAUUUUUUAUCAUUGUAUUUAUCAAUCAUCAACAAAUGAUAUUGAUAUUGAUUCAAUAAAUCCAAUUAUAUUAGAUGAUGAUGAUAUUAUAAAUAAUGAUGAACAAUCAAUAGUUAGUGAUAAUGAUGAAAAUUUAGAUAUUGAAUAUGAUGAUAAUAUUGAUAUUAAUGAUGAAUGUCAAAAGAAAGAACAAUAUACAAAUAAAAUAUUAAAACGAAAAUGUUUUUUAAUUUGUUUUAAAUCUGGACAUUUAUUACUUUAUGAUGUUUAUCGUACGACAUAUUUAGAAAAUACACAAGAAGAAAAUAAUAUUGGUAUUUUAGCAGAUAGACAAAUAAUUGAAAAUGUUGAAAAAUGUGUUCAUGUUAGAGGCACAGAUAUACUUUAUGCGUGGAUCACUGAUAAUGGUGUUAAAAAGUUUAAUAUGCAUGAUCUAUUUCCAUCUUAUUUUACUCAUAUACAAUCUGAUGAAAGAACGAGUACAUCUUCUACAAAUCCUUCCCAAUUAAAAUCUUUCACUGAUGAUCAAAAUUCAAAUUCAUAUUCAAUAUCAACUCUUCGUUCACUUCUAUCAUUUACAUCAUUUGAUUCAUCAGCGGUCACAUAUUUUUUUGCUCAUGUUAAUUCAUCCUAUUGGAUUGAUACACUUGAUACAACAAAAACAAAUAUUGAUCGUCAUACAUGGCGUUUACAACAACCUCAAAUAAAUCAACAACAAUCAACAAAUCAACAAAUAAUACCUUCAAUACAUAUAUUUGAUUUACAAACAGCAACACCAUGUAUAUUACAUACAAUUGAAUUUCGUUAUACAUUAAAUCGACAAAAUUUAUAUAAAAAAAAUUUAUUUGUUACAUUAUAUCGUUAUACAAAUGAACCAAAUGAUGUUGAUCAAAAAAUUGAAUUUAAUCAAUUAAAUUCUCAAAUAAAUUUUUCAAAUGAUGAUAUACUUGCUGGUCCAUAUUCAUUAAUUGAUUAUUUAGAAUCACCUAUACAUGAUCAAGGUCUUAUACAAUUAUGUUCAUAUGAUUUAUUAACAUAUAAAUCAAAACAUUUUCGUCUUGUACUUGAAUCAAAAUGUUCAACAAUAAUAAAUCAAACAAUAUUACAACAAAAUUUAUUUCCUAUUGAAACAAUAUCAAUAACAUUACGUUCAACAAAACAUCAAACACGUUUAUUACGUUUAUAUGAUAAUUCAACAAUAAAUUGUUUAACAUCAACAAUAUUAACAACAAAAAAUGAAAAAAAAAUAUUAUUUUCAUUAAAUUUAUUAAUAUCAAUUAUUUAUACAACAAAUAAUAUUAAAAUAAUUAAUCAAUUAAAAUUUUUAUUAUUAAAUGAAACAUUUUUACAACAUACAUUUAUAAAUGCAUCACGAACAAUAGCUAAACGUAUGACAACAUUAAUAUUAAUGAUUAUUAAAAAUGAUAAUGAUAUGGAAAAAUUUAUUGAAAAUUUUUUAAAUUUAUUUCAAAUGAAUAAUCAAUAUUUACUUGGAUUUAAAUCAUCAGCAGCAUUAAAAUGGUUUUUUAUUAUUAUUGGACAAUGGACAAAUCAAUAUCAAUAUCAAAUUGGUACUAAACUUUUACAAUGGUUAUUACAAUUAGCUGAUAUUAUUCAAAAAACUGAUACAAUACAAAGACAACAAUUAAGAAAUAAAUUUGGAUUUUAUGCUGAUCCAUUUGAUGCUCAUUUAUUUGAUGUUGAUCUAUCAACAUUAAUUGAAUGUAGUCUACGUCAACGUAAUUUAAAUUCAUCAUCAUCAUCAAAUUCAACAAAUACAUCUCAAUCAUCACGUCCACUUGGUAUGAAUGAUAAUUGUUAUGAUCCACGUAUUUAUUCACGUUAUGGUACAACUGGUUUACCAAUAAUUCCAUGUGAUCCUGAAACAUUAUAUUCUUCAACAAAUAUUCAAUAUGCAUUAUCAAAACUUUUACCAAAUUCACUUUCAUCAUCAAAUGUUUAUUUAAAACCUAUACCAGGUCUAUUUGAAAUAACACCAUUAAAUUAUACAAUGCAUUCAUCAAGUGAUGGUACACGUCUUGAAUGUGUUGAUAUGACACAUUUAUUAACAUUACGAACAUAUGAAGCAACAAAUGCACCACCACCAUCAAAUGUUACACUUACAGCUGGUUCACAUCAUCUUUAUAAUCCAACAACAUCAAAUUCAAUGCCACCACCACCAUUACCACCAGCUAUAUCAACAUUUAAUGCAACAACAACAUUUCCAUUUUCAUUUCCAACACCAAAUAUAAAUGCAUAUCAUGAUACACUUUAUAUGUUACCAACAACAACAAAUCCAACAACAACAACAUCAUCAUCAAUAACAAAUGAUGCAGCAUCAACAAUAGUUACAUCAUUUCCAAUAUCAACAACAACAACAAUUGAUAAUCAAAUAAAUAAUAAUUUAAUUAGUACAUCACCAUGGUUACCACAUUUAGCAUCAAAAUUUAAAGAUAAACAAAGUUUACAAAAAGAAAAAUUAAAAUUAAUUGCAAAAAAAAAUAAAGCUGCUACAACACAAACAUCAAUAUUAAAAAAAAAUUCAAAUCUAUUUACAGAUCUUUUACAUACAUCAAAAACAAUAUUAACAUUACAAAAUCAACAAACAUUAUCAACAAAUCGUUUAUUAACAAAUAAUAAAAAUUCAAUUGAUGAUGAAAAUUUUGAACAAUUACAACAACAACAACAACAACAACAACAAAUAACAAUUGAUGAUAUAUUAACACAAAUAUCAAAUAAUAUUCUUCAUGGACAAUAUUUACCAUUAUAUCAAUUUAUAAUUGAUCGUUUAUCAGGUGGUGGUAGAAGUUAUUUUGUUUUAGAUUUUGGACAACAAGUUACAUUAACUGAUAUAUUAAUACCAUCAUGUCAUGAAUUAGCAUCAUUAAGUUUAGAUUUUUGGUCAUAUGGUGAACAUAUUGAUUGUCAACGUUUAUUUUCUUCAACACAUAUAUCAAAUCAACCAUUUUUUUUACAUGAUUUACAACCAGCUAUUAUAGCACGUUAUAUACGUAUAACAUUAAUUGGACAAUCAAAUAUAUCUGUAUCAUCAAUACGUUUACCUGUUGGAUAUUUUUUUGGUUAUCCAUAUAUAUUAAAUGAUGAUAAUGAUAAUAUGAAUACAAAUAAUAAUAAUAAUAAUGAAAAAUAUGAAAAAAAAUUAAAAUCAAUUGAAGGUAUUUAUGAAACAUUAAUAUCAAAUUAUGCAUUAUGUAGACAAAAAUUAUUUAAUUUAUUAUCAACAACAAAUAAUGUUGAAAAAAAUUUUAUUGAAAAUAUUUAUCAUGAAUGUAUUCAAUUACAAAUACAAAUAAAUCAUGCUCAUAGACAAAUAAAUCAAUGUAGAAAUCUUUUAAAAAUGGAAGAUAUACAAAUUCAUGAUCCACAACCAACAAGUGAUUAUUUAAAAUUAUUAGCUGAUUUAUUAACAAGUGAAUUAACAUCAUUAUCUGGAAUGAUGCAACAAACAGAUAGUUUGUCUGCAUGUUCGUCAUUUAUUUCUUUAAAUGAUGCUUUACAAAUUUUUGAUACAUUUGCUAUUCGUCAUGUACAAAUAAUUGAUAUGCCAAAACGUCUAUUACAAUUAUGUUCAUAUCAUUCAUGGUGGCCAGAAUUUGUUAAAGAAUGUUUUCAACGUUAUUUUUUAUCAAAUGAUAUUUUAACAAUUGAUCAACAACAAUCAUUAUUUAUUAAUCUUGUUGAUUUAUGUGAACAAACAUUAUUAACAAUAAAUUCAUCAAAUGAAACAACUAUUUAUUAUAAUCGUUUAUUAGCUAUUGAAUAUAUAAAUAAUAUAUAUAAUUUAUUAUUAAAUACAAAUAAUAAUUAUCAAUCAAUUGAAUGGUUAUUAUUAUUUUUAUAUCGUUUAUCAGAAAAAAAUUUAUUUCCUUAUUCAUAUGAACAAACAAAUAAAAAAACAAAUUUUUCACAAUUAAUUAAUAAACAUUGGCAAUUUUUACAUACAUCAUCAAUAAUACAAAGUCCACGUAUAACAAAUUCAGCAAAUAAUUAUCGUCGAAAAUUACGUAAAGAAACAUUAUUAAAAAAAACAACAAAAUCAUCAUCAUCAUUAUCAUCAUCAACAUUAUCAUCAACAGCUAUGUUAACACAAAUACCAACAUCAACAAUAAUUAUAUCACCAACAAAUUCAAUUGAUUAUUAUUGUUAUCAUUCAUUAGUUUUACAAGUUUCAAAAUAUCUUAUUGAAAUUUUAAUUAAUAAUAAAAAUUUAUCAAAUGAAUUAUUUAUAUUAAUAUGUAAAUCAUUAACAGAUAUAAGUCGUUCAUGUAAACCAUUUUUAUUAUUAAAUGAAUAUAUAAAUAAAGAAAAUUUAAUUAAAUUAAUAUUAAAUACAGAACAAAUUUGUCAAUCAUCAUCAUAUCAACAACAACAACAACAACAAUUACAACAACAACAAUUACAACAACCAAUAUCAAUAAUAAAUAAUUUAAAUUAUGAUAUAAUACCAUUUUCAAUUGAUAAUCGUCUUGAUGGUAAUAUACAAUUUAUAUUUGAUUUAUUUACAAUAAAUCAAUCAUUUAAAAUACAAACAUUAUUAAAUAAAAAUUUAUUUCAAUUAAAUCAAUAUACAAUUGAUUAUAAUUUAAAUAUAAAUAUUAAUGAUAAAAAUCAAUAUGAAAUAACAAAAAAAAAUAUAUCAAAUUCAAAUAUAACAAUUGAUUUAUUAAAUGAUAUUUAUCAAAAUAUGUUAUGUUAUUUUAUUGAAGAAAAACAUUUUAUAUCAUAUGAUAUAUUUAAUAAAAUAGAACAUAUAUUAUCAUCAUAUUUAAUUAUAUCAUUAACUAAUUAUUCAAAAAAUAUAUUAAAUCAUAAACAAAUUAAUAUACAAACAGAAACAUUAAAUAAUAAUCAACCACCAAUAAAUCUUAAUUUAAAACCAUUAUUUAUUAUGUCAAUUAAUACAUUAGAUAAAUUAUUAAAAUUUUUAUUACAAUCAUCAUUAGUUACAAUACGUUUAUGGCAUCAUUUAUUUUCUUUAUUAUAUUAUACAAGUACAAAUAUUGAUUUAGCUAAACAAAUGAAAAAAUUAUGGUUUAAUGGUGAUAUUGAUAAUAGUUUAUUUGCUAAAAUAUGGUUAAAAUUUAUUCAAACAACACAAGAUAUGAUUGAUGAAAGUACAGUUGAUAUUAUAAUUAAUUAUUUUGAACGAUUAUUUAUGUGUGAUGAUGAAAAUAUAAAUAUUACAGAAAAUAUUAAAUUAAGUAAAAGAGUAGCAACAUCAGAUAUAUCAAAUCAAUCUCAAGAUAUUCCAUCAUCAUCAUCAUCAUCAUCUAAUAUCAAUACUCUUUAUCUUAAUACACUUUUAUCUAUUCUUGAUCGUCUUAUCAGUAAUGGUUUUCAUGGUCCUCUUAAUUGUCAUUUAAAAUUUUUAACUUAUCUUUUUAAACAAAAUUUUUCACAAGCAACAUCAUCAAUACGUCUUAAACUUUGUCGUAAUAUAAUUGAUUUUGUUUGGUCAUUUUGUUAUUCAUAUUCACCAUUAUCAUUUACUCAAACAGAUAUUCAUCCAUUAAUAUGUUUUCUUAAUUAUGAUCGUAUUCAUCAUCGUCAAAUAUCAACUUCAUCAUCGUCUUCAUCAUCAUCAUCAACAAAUUCUUUAAUUCCUCCAUCAUCUGUAAAUAAAUGGCAAUUAAUGAAUACUGUUAAUAAACUUUCUCUACAAAAUAAUCAAUCAUCAUCAUCAACAACAACAACAACCGCAAAUAAUAAUAAUAAUGAUUCAGCAACAAGUUCAAAAUCAUCAACAAUUCGUCGUCAAUGUAAUUUAUAUGAUACAUGUGUACGACAAAUGAUAUUAUUAAUAACAAAACUUAUAGAAAAUACAAAUCAAUCACAUGAUCAACAACGUAAACGUUUUAAAAAUGAAGAAAUUACUAUAAAAAUAAAUGAUAUUGAUGAUGAACAUUCGAAUGAUUUACUUGAAUCAAUUUAUAUUGAAAAACUUCUUUCAAUACUUUCAAUGUGUCAUUCAUCACUUGAUUCAUCACCAUCUAUAUCAUUAAAUUCUUCAACAAAAUUUCUUGCUGCAUCAAUAACAUCAACAAAUCAAUAUUCAUCAUUUAUACAUACAACAAUACAUUUAAAUAUAAAUGAUUUAUUAUCAGUUGGUGAUAGUAUUUAUUAUUGUUUAUCAUCAUUUAUAUCACAACCAAAUUAUAUUUUACCAAUAUUAUGUCAUUAUUUAACAACAAAUCCAUUAUUAUCAUCACCAUUAUUAUUAUUAAUUAUUUAUUCAAUACAUAAUAUAAAAAUUUUAAAUGAAGCAUUAAAUCAAUAUAAAUUUCUUGAUUUAUUAGUUAAUAAUUUAAUAAUAUAUUCAAAUUAUUUAUCAAAUCAAACACAAAUACCAUCAAUACAACGUAUUUAUGAUCAAAGACAAUCAUCAAAUAAUACUAUGGAUAUAGGUUCAAUAAAUUUAUCACCACAAUGUCAAAUAACAUGUUCAAAUUCAAAUGCAUCAUCACCUGAAAUUUUAAUACAAUCAAAUAAUAAUGUUCAAACAACAAUAACAUCAUCAUCACGUCGUUUACGUUCACCACCAUGGUCAUAUACAUAUUUACCUAAUGAACAACGUUGUACAUUAACAUUACAAUUUCCAUAUUCAAUUAUAUUAAAAUCCAUACAAAUAGUACCAUUUACACAAUUAUCUAUUAAUCAUUAUACAAUAAUUGAUCAAUUAAAUACAAAUUUAACACAAUAUCCAUCAUCAAUAACAUGUGAAAUAUCAUCUGAUGGUUAUUAUUUUAUACCAUGUGCUUAUUUAUUAAAUACACAAGGACAACAAAUUAUUAAUUUAUCUAUAACUAAACAAAUUGAUAUUGUUAGACAAUUACGUAUACAUUUUUAUAAACCAAUUGAUCAUGAUACAAUUGGUUUACAACAAAUAUCAAUAUUUGGUUAUUAUGCAUAUGAUCAACAAAUGAUUAUUGAACAAACAAGUCAUCCAUAUCAAACAUUAAUAUCAACAGUUUAUGGUAAACAAAUAUUACAUAGUAAAAAUUCAAAUACAUCUAUAAUAACAACAUUAAAUGAUGAUGAUAUUAAAUUAAUGUAUUCAUCAAUAAAAUCUUCAACAACAAAUACAAAUAUAAUUGAUAAUAGUCAUCAUGUAUCAAUGAUAUUAUCUGAUAAAUAUCGUUCAUUUAAUCAUUAUUUACAAUUAAUACAUUUAUGUUUAAAAAAUUCUUCAAAUUUAGAUGAUAAUCUAUUUGAAAAAUUUCUUUUUAUACUUAAAGAAAAAUUUUAUUAUACAAAUAAUAUUAUAUUUAAUGAAAUAUUUAUAUUUAUUGGUAAUCAUUGUACGGAUAAACAAUUUGAUUUAUUUAUUAAAUAUUUAAUUACUUAUAAUCAUUUUAAUAUUUUAUCAGAAUUAAAUUUCAAUGAAAAAAAUAUUAAUUAUUUAAUUAAUAAUAUUAAUCAACCAGUUAAUAAUAAUAAUAAUAAUCAAGUAAUUAAUGAUCAAAUGAAACAAAUUAUUAAUAAUAUAUUAUGGAAAAUAAAAGAAGAUAAUAUUAAACUUGAUGAAAAUUUAUUAGAAUAUUUAUUAAUAAAUUAUUCAUGGUUAUUACCAUCAAUAGCACAUCAUAAACCAUUAUUAGUUAUGAAUUAUAUUAAUAAAAAUGAAUCAUUUAUUGAAUAUUUUAAACAAUUAAAAAUAUGUUCAUUAAGUGUUGAAUUUCUUAAUGAAAUUUUAAUUAAUGAUUAUUUUAUUAAAUCUAUUGAAGAAUUAAAUCAACAAAUUCAAUAUAUAUCAAAUAAAACAUCAAAUCAAUUAUUAAUUUAUCAUGCACUUGAUUAUUUAAUAACAAUAAGUAAAUAUUCAAAUGUUCAAAUAUGGUUUUCAAAAACAAUAAUUGCAUCAAAUAUAUGGAAAUAUUUACUUGAUCUAUUUAAUAAUCCAAAUAUAUCAUCAUUUAUACAAUCACCAUCAAUUUUAUUAAUACAAUUAAUAACACUUCUGAGAAAUUUAUCUUUACAAUGUCCAACAAAUCAAAUAAAUAUGUCAUUAAUAUCAUCAUAUUUAGCUUAUUUAACUGAACAACGUCUUGAACAAGAUCGUCCAUUAACAGGUUAUUUACAAUAUAUAUUAAGUGAAGUUGUACUUAAACAUGAAUAUAUACAAUGUUUAAUAAAUACACGAGAUUAUCCAAUAAAUAUACGUGAAUAUUCAUCAUUUCAAAGAAAUUCACUUUAUCAUAAAUUAAUUCAAGAUUGUUCAAUAUCAAUGAAUAUUGGACAAUUAAUUGAAAAAUUAUUUGGUUUUAAUUAUUUACAAGCUAAUAUAUGGACAGCAACAAAUUAUAUUAAAAAUAAAAGUUAUUUAAUAAAAGCAGCAAGUGAACCAAUUAAUAAUAAUCAAAGAAGAAAAAUACCACGAUCUGAAUUAGUUUCAUUAAAAUCAACAAUAACAGGAAAAUUAACAACAAAAUCAAUUAGUUCAUUAUCAAAUUUAACUAAACAUCAAAAAUUAUCAUCAAAAUUAACAACAAAUGAAUCAUCAAUACCAAAGAAAACUUCAUCAGUAACACCUGUAGAAAAUAUUCAUUUUAUAUUACAUAUUAAUGGACAAAAACGACAAUGUAUUUUACCAAAAACUACACGAUUAAGUGAUUUAUUAUUAUCAUUUGAUUGUCGAUUAUUGAAUACUUACGAAGUUGAUGUUAUUGAAUUUACUUUUGAUAAUCAUAUUUUAAUUAAUGAUGGUCAAGAAAAUGAAUUAAUCACACAUAAAUCUAUAGUUGCCAAUAAAGAUUAUCCAACAUUACUUGAUACAUUUGUACAUGCCAAUGGUCUUAAAAUUCUUGCUCAACAUUUUGCUCGUAAUUAUCCAUCAAUACAAUCCUAUGAUGAAUGUUUAACAUCAUCAUCAUCACCAAAUACAAAUAUAUUUGAUAAAAUAAAUUUCUUUGAUUUUUCAUCAUUAGUUUCAACAACAACAACAAAUUCUUCAAAUAAUAUGACAAUGCCAUAUUAUGUAUUUAUAACAUUUUCAAUAUUUCUUCGUUUACCAAAUUAUGCACGUGCUAUGUUAAAAAAUCGUUCACUUGCAUGUAAUAUUAUACGUUUAAUGCUUGGACAAAAAGAAUCUAUAACAAAUGAAUAUCAAGAUCAAACACAACAACAACAACAUCAAGAAAAUUUUGAUAUGCGUCAAUUAUCGAAAUUACCAUUUGAAACUUUAUCAAUAUUACUUAAAGAUUCAUCAAAUGAUUUAUUAGAUGAAAUAUUACAUUCAAGUAUAUUACUUUUAUUAUUAUCAUGUUUAUCAUCAAUAACACGUCAUCCACAUCGUAAACAAAAAGAUUCAACAACAACAACAGCAGCAACAGCAACACCACAACUAUCAUCAUUAUCAGUACCAUCAACACAAUCAACAACAAUAAAUAAUGCAACAAUAAUUGAUGAUAAUGAUGAUGAAUAUUAUGAAGAUGAUAUUGAACAAAUUGAAUCAACAACUAUUCAACAAUUAAAUACAAUUAAUAAUACAAGUCAUACUAAUCAUAAUAAUACAAAUUCAAAUUUUUGGGCUAAAGGUACUGGUUUUGGUACUGGUUCAACACAUUCACAAUGGAAACCAGAUGAAAUAAUACAAAUACAAAAAUUACAUGAAGAACAUGUUAUUUAUUUAUUUGAUAUAUUUUAUUCAAUAUUUUCAAAUAAAUUAUCUGAAGAAUUACUUGAUGAUAAAUUAAUUGAAAUCAUAAAUACAUCAUGUCUUAUACCUGUACUUGAAUCAUAUUUACGUAAUGAUUCAAUAUUAGAUAUAUCAAAACAAGGUGAUAUACAUCGUUAUUGUUUACGUUUAGUUAAUUGUUUAUUAAAUAAUAAUAAAUUAAAAAAUUUAAUUUAUCAAACAAGUAAUAUUGAAUAUUUAAUUGAAAAUCUUUUACAAUGUGUACAAACAUAUACAUCAAUGAUACAAAUUGAUGAUGAUGAACAAUUAAAUUUAUUUUCUGUUGAAUUAAAACAAGUCUAUGAUAAAAUAAAACAAGAUAAACAAAUUGAAAAUGAUCAAUAUAAUCAAUUAAAUAUACAUAAUAAACAAGAAUUAAUAACAUUAGAAGAAUUUUAUUGUCAAACAAUGAAAUUAUUACAAUUUAGUACAUAUCCAAUAACAAUUGAAAAUGAAACAAAUGAUAAAAUAUUAUUUAAUAAAACAAUUAAAUAUCAUUAUGAAGAUAUUGUACGUGAUGCAUUAACAAUAAAUUCAAUGCAAAGAAUAAAACGUUUAGCACAAGAACAAAUAACUAUAUCAACAUCAUUACCAUUAUCAUUUAAUUCAACUAUAUUUGUACGUUCAGAUGAAAAUCGUAUGGAUAUUAUGAAAAUAUUAAUAACUGGUCCUGAUGGUACACCAUAUUCAAAUGGAUGUUUUAUAUUUGAUGUUUAUUUUCCAAAUGAAUAUCCAACAACACCACCAUCAAUUAAUUUAGAAACAACAGGAAAUCAUACAGUUAGAUUUAAUCCAAAUUUAUAUAAUGAUGGUAAAGUUUGUUUAAGUAUAUUGAAUACAUGGCAUGGUAGACCAGAAGAAAAAUGGAAUUCAACAUCAACAUUUUUACAAGUUCUUGUUUCUAUCCAAUCUCUUAUAUUUGUGCCUGAACCUUAUUUCAAUGAACCUGGUUAUGAACGUACACGUGGAACAGCAACUGGUACCGCUCAAUCGCUUGAAUAUGAUGCUAAUAUUCGACAAGCAACAGUUCGAUGGGCAAUGCUUGAACAAUUGCGAAGUCCUCCUGCUUGUUUUGUUGAUGUUAUACGGCGACAUUUCUUUUUGAAACGAAAUGAAAUAAUUGAUCAAUGUGAAGCAUGGAUACAUGAAUUACAAGAAACAUCAUCAACUGAAAAACGUAUUAGUUCAUCUCUAAGUCAACAUCUUGCAUCACUUAUACGUCAUACAAAUGAUCUGAAGAAAGAAUUAACUUCUUUAACACUACCUGAUGAUCUUGUUAUUCCAUCUGAAUUAACAACACUUUUACUUAAAUCAUCAUCGAAUAACAAUAAUAAUAACAAUAAUAAUACUAUAACAACAGAUCAAGUAACACCACCUUCUUCUUCUUCAAUUUCUUCUACAACAGCAUCAACAACAGUAAAUAUUCCAUCAAUAUCGGAUACAAAUAAAAAAUCGGAACAAAUAAUAAAUUCAUCAUUAACUGAUGAACAUUCAAUACAAAUUAAAAUAGUACCUAAUCUACAAUAUCAAUCAUCUAUAUCAUCAGCUGCUGCUACAAUUGAAUCACCAGCAACAUUAAUUGAUACAGAAACUCAACAAUCAUCGAAUUCAUCAGCUGAUCAAUAUGAACAACAACAAAAUCAAUCACCAUCAACAAAUACAAAUACAUAUGAUGUAACUAUAACACAUUCAAAUAGUUUAAUAUCAGAUUGGACAUCAACUGAUACAGCAAAUGUUCCAUUACCUGAUGAUGGACUUAUUUAUGAUGAUUUACUUGAUGAUGAAGACGAUUUAGAUGAUGAUUUAGAUAUAGAAGAUAUGUUUGAAUAUGAAGGUGAAAUACCUGAAGGCUAUCCUGAAGAUUUUUAUUGA
Rotaria sp. Silwood1 is the source of this 13329-nucleotide messenger RNA. Lineage: Eukaryota; Metazoa; Rotifera; Eurotatoria; Philodinida; Philodinidae. The record is from the annotation of a GenBank genome assembly.